AUGUUUACGUCUCAUGGCUGGGUCGAUGCCUCCUACUCGCAGCUAGUGGAGCCGCCGGAGCCCUUGGAUGUUGAUAGCUGCAUCGAGUAUGACGACUCCAGGGUGCCCUUGAUGGGCUUUGCUUUCGAAUCUCAAGAGAAAGCUGGGAGCCCUCUGCAGUGCUUUGCCCUUGGCGGGCCGAAGCUUCGAUUCCUCGUGAUGUGCCGCGGAAGGCUCCUACGCUUCGAGCCCCGCGAGUUCGCCCUGCUGGGGGAAGCCAAAGGGGGUGAGGUGGUUUUGGCAUCCUUGAAGAAUGUCGCGCGUCACAACCAGUAUGUAAUCGCGGAUCAGGCGAGGUUGAGGCUGAUCUUCAAGACUGCGAAUGCGCAGACGUGGGCUGCAUGCUUGCGAAAUGCUGAUGCAUUUCACUGCACGAGCCCAUCUGCGCAGGACGAUGCAUCAAAGACAGCAAGGUCGCAGCGCUACAAGCUGGUUUGGGUCGCACAAUGUGUUGGCAUAUGGAUCAAGCAGCGAGCUCUACUCCUGCUGCUGUGCAACAGCGUUGUGGCACUGACUCUGCUCCUUCAAGAUUCCUCUGCUUUCUGGCCCUUCGUCAUGGUGCUGAACCUGCUGACGUGUUUGAGGGCAGGGGCUGAUGUCCCACAGCCUCCAGUUUCCGAAACUGCAGGGAGGGAGGACGAGGUGGACCUGGUGACGUCCUUGCAUCCUGUGGCCCUCGGCUCCACUGCGGGAUGUGUUGAGGAUGCGAAGGCGGAUUCUAUCCUCGUGCGCUCUCAGGGCUACAGCACCCAUAAGCAGAAAGAAGCAUCUCAAGACUCCAUGUACGAACUGCGACGAGCAUUCACGAUGCCAGCCCCCAGCAGCUCGUCCAGGCAUUCCCACGUUGCAAGGCUUGGACUCGAGAUGCUUGGACUCGAAGGGCCAAUCUCAUCGGACCUUCCCACCUUCUGCAUCGUCAACCUGCAGAUCCCAGACGAUGCCCCGAACAUCUUGCAAGGAGCCGAUGCUAAAUGCAGCUCCGCAAUCUUUUGCUUCUCGGUCCGGGCGGAAGUCGAAUCUGCGCUGACCGAGAGCCAAGAGCCUGCGCUGCUACUGCUGCGCCGCUUUUGCCAGCUUGCUCAAGAGGACAACAUGAUGAGGAAUAAGUUGAAGGCCCUGUGCCAAAUCGCGGAGUCCAAAAAUUCCUCGCUUCCCUCUGUUUUGCAGAACUUGAGUGGGAAGCCAGCAUUGUUGGGCAAGUCUGCAAAGAUCUACUCUGGUGCUGGGUACAUUGAAGUCGACGUGGAUAUCAGCUCUUGCUCCUACGUGAACCGGCUGUCGCUCCAUCAAAUGCGGAGCAGACUUAGCUCCCUGCAGCUGGACUUCGCCUUGAUAAUACAGGGCGAUUCAGACGCUGAGUUGCCAGAACGAGUUUGGGCAGCUUCCACACUUCACUUUGUAGAUAUGGACGAGCUCAUUCACACACCACGCUCAGUGAGCCAGAGCCCCCUCCAGAAAUCGCCAGAGACGUCCUUGCACAAGCGACCCGCGGCCUCGUUCUUCGAAUGA
Molecule: messenger RNA, 1548 nt
Organism: Symbiodinium sp. CCMP2592
Lineage: Eukaryota; Dinophyceae; Suessiales; Symbiodiniaceae
Source: the annotation of a GenBank genome assembly